Jaculus jaculus (lesser Egyptian jerboa) is the source of this 12153-nucleotide messenger RNA. RefSeq names its product protein tyrosine phosphatase receptor type T (gene Ptprt). The record is from RefSeq and is a predicted model, not a curated record. NCBI's taxonomy places the organism in Eukaryota, Metazoa, Chordata, Mammalia, Rodentia, Dipodidae. Bases 184 to 4389 code for a protein of 1401 amino acids. Gene Ontology annotation, molecular function: protein tyrosine phosphatase activity; protein binding. Gene Ontology annotation, biological process: protein dephosphorylation. The transcript is spliced from 32 exons. Gene Ontology annotation, cellular component: membrane.
CCCGCCCUCGCCCUGCUCCUGCGUCUGCUCUGGCGGCUCCAGCUGACACCGCUGCCCGGCGCCCGGGCGCAGAGCGCCGCAGGUGGCUGUUCCUUCGAUGAGCACUACAGUAACUGCGGGUAUAGUGUGGCUCUGGGGACCAAUGGAUUCACCUGGGAACAGAUUAACACAUGGGAGAAGCCAAUGCUGGACCCAGCUGUACCCACAGGGUCCUUCAUGAUGGUGAACAGCUCUGGGAGGGCCUCUGGCCAGAAGGCCCACCUCCUCCUGCCCACCCUGAAGGAGAAUGACACUCACUGCAUCGACUUCCAUUACUACUUCUCCAGCCGUGACCGCUCUAGCCCGGGGGCCUUGAAUGUCUACGUGAAGGUGAAUGGUGGCCCCCAAGGGAACCCUGUCUGGAACGUGUCGGGGGUUGUCACCGAGGGCUGGGUGAAGGCGGAACUUGCCAUCAGCACCUUUUGGCCUCAUUUCUACCAGGUGAUAUUUGAAUCCGUCUCUCUGAAGGGCCAUCCUGGCUACAUCGCUGUGGACGAGGUCCGGGUCCUUGCUCACCCGUGCAGAAAAGCACCUCACUUCCUGCGACUCCAAAAUGUUGAGGUGAAUGUGGGGCAGAACGCCACGUUUCAGUGUAUUGCUGGCGGGAAGUGGUCCCAGCACGACAAGCUUUGGCUCCAGCAAUGGAAUGGCAGAGAUACGGCCCUCAUGGUCACACGUGUGGUCAACCACAGGCGCUUCUCUGCCACAGUCAGCGUGGCUGAUACCGCCCAGCGCAGUGUCUCCAAGUACCGCUGUGUGAUACGCUCGGAUGGCGGGUCUGGCGUGUCCAACUACGCGGAGCUGAUUGUGAAAGAGCCUCCCACACCCAUUGCCCCCCCAGAGCUGCUGGCAGUGGGGGCCACCUACCUGUGGAUCAAGCCAAAUGCCAACUCCAUCAUCGGAGAUGGGCCCAUCAUCCUGAAGGAGGUGGAAUACCGCACCACCACAGGCACCUGGGCUGAGACCCACAUUGUCGACUCUCCCAACUACAAGCUGUGGCACCUGGACCCUGACGUGGAGUAUGAGAUUCGGGUACUACUCACACGGCCAGGCGAGGGGGGCACAGGACCACCAGGGCCUCCCCUCACUACCAGGACCAAGUGUGCGGACCCUGUGCACGGCCCACAGAAUGUAGAGAUCGUGGAUAUUCGAGCCCGGCAGCUGACCCUACAGUGGGAGCCCUUUGGCUAUGCAGUGACCCGUUGCCACAGCUACAACCUCACAGUGCAGUACCAGUACGUGUUCAACCAACAGCAGUAUGAGGCCGAGGAAGUGAUCCAGACAUCCUCCCACUACACCCUGCGGGGUCUGCGUCCCUUCAUGACCAUCCGGCUGCGUUUGCUGCUCUCCAACCCUGAGGGCCGCAUGGAAAGCGAGGAGCUGGUUGUGCAGACCGAAGAGGAUGUUCCAGGAGCUAUUCCUCUUGAGUCAAUCCAAGGAGGGCCUUUUGAGGAGAAGAUCUACAUCCAGUGGAAACCUCCCAAUGAGACCAAUGGGGUCAUCACACUCUACGAGAUCAACUACAAGGCUGUUGGCUCACUCGAUCCAAGUGCUGACCUGUCCAGCCAGAGGGGGAAAGUGUUCAAGCUCCGGAAUGAAACCCAUCACCUCUUCGUGGGUCUGUACCCGGGGACCACCUACUCCUUCACCAUCAAGGCCAGCACGGCCAAGGGCUUCGGACCCCCCGUCACCACACGAAUCGCUACCAAGAUUUCAGCUCCGUCAAUGCCUGAGUAUGACACAGGCGCCCCGCUGAAUGAGACAGACACGACCAUCACGGUGAUGCUGAAACCCGCCCGGUCCCGGGGAGCUCCUGUCAGUGUUUACCAGCUGGUGGUCAAGGAGGAGCGGCUUCAGAAGUCCCGGAGAGCAGCUGACAUCAUCGAGUGCUUCUCUGUACCUGUGAGCUACCGGAAUGCCUCCAACCUAGAUUCUCUACACUACUUCGCUGCUGAGUUGAAGCCCUCCAACCUGCCUGUCACACAGCCGUUUACUGUGGGAGACAACAAGACAUACAAUGGAUACUGGAAUCCUCCUCUCUCCCCAUUGAAAAGCUACAGCAUCUACUUCCAGGCACUCAGCAAAGCAAAUGGAGAGACCAAAAUCAACUGUGUUCGUCUGGCUACAAAAGGUGCCUCCACCCAGAAUUCCAACACAGUGGAGCCAGAGAAGCAGGUGGACAACACGGUGAAGAUGGCCGGUGUGAUCGCUGGCCUGCUCAUGUUCAUCAUCAUCCUCCUGGGGGUGAUGCUCACCAUCAAAAGAAGAAGAAAUGCUUAUUCCUACUCCUAUUACUUGUCCCAAAGGAAGCUGGCCAAGAAGCAGAAGGAGACACAGAGUGGAGCCCAGAGGGAGAUGCGGCCUGUGGCCUCCGCUGACAAGCCCACUGCCAAGCUCAGCACCAGCCGGAAUGAGGAAGGCUUCUCCUCCAGCUCUCAGGACGUUAACGGAUUCACAGAUGGCAGCCGUGGAGAGCUGUCGCAGCCCACCCUCACCAUCCAGACUCACCCCUACCGGACCUGCGACCCUGUGGAGAUGAGCUACCCCCGGGACCAGUUCCAGCCUGCCAUCAGGGUGGCUGACCUGCUUCAACACAUCACCCAGAUGAAGAGAGGUCAGGGCUACGGGUUCAAGGAGGAAUAUGAGGCCUUACCGGAAGGUCAGACAGCUUCGUGGGACACAGCCAAGGAAGAUGAAAAUCGCAAUAAGAAUCGAUACGGGAACAUCAUAUCCUAUGACCAUUCACGAGUGAGGCUGCUGGUGCUGGAUGGAGACCCCCACUCUGACUACAUCAAUGCCAACUACAUUGACGGGUACCAUCGACCUCGACACUACAUUGCAACUCAAGGCCCAAUGCAGGAGACGGUAAAAGAUUUCUGGAGAAUGAUCUGGCAGGAGAACUCAGCCAGCAUCGUCAUGGUCACAAACCUCGUGGAGGUGGGCAGGCACCCAGCGGAACACACUAUGGGAAAUGCCACGCUAGGCCGUGCCGCGUCCCCCGGAAUGGUGAAGUGUGUGCGAUACUGGCCAGAUGACACUGAGGUCUAUGGAGAUAUUAAAGUCGCCCUGAUUGAAACAGAACCCCUGGCAGAAUAUGUCAUCCGCACCUUCACAGUACAAAAGAAAGGCUACCAUGAAAUCCGGGAGCUCCGCCUCUUUCACUUCACCAGCUGGCCUGAUCAUGGUGUACCCUGCUAUGCCACUGGCCUCCUAGGCUUCAUCCGCCAGGUCAAGUUCCUCAACCCUCCAGAAGCUGGGCCUAUUGUGGUACAUUGCAGUGCUGGAGCCGGGAGGACCGGUUGCUUCAUUGCCAUUGACACCAUGCUCGACAUGGCUGAGAACGAAGGGGUAGUGGACAUCUUCAACUGUGUGCGUGAGCUCCGGGCACAGAGGGUCAACUUGGUGCAGACAGAGGAGCAGUACGUGUUUGUGCAUGAUGCCAUCCUGGAGGCGUGCCUAUGUGGCAACACCGCCAUCCCUGUGUGUGAAUUCCGCUCCCUCUACUAUAACAUCAGCAGGCUGGACCCCCAGACGAACUCCAGCCAAAUCAAAGAUGAGUUCCAGACACUUAACAUCGUGACUCCUCGUGUCCGGCCCGAGGACUGCAGCAUCGGGCUCCUGCCCCGGAACCACGAUAAGAAUCGGAGCAUGGAUGUUUUGCCUCUGGACCGCUGCCUGCCCUUCCUCAUCUCCGUGGAUGGAGAGUCCAGCAACUACAUCAACGCAGCACUGAUGGACAGCCACAAGCAACCCGCGGCCUUCGUCGUCACCCAGCACCCUCUACCCAACACCGUGGCAGAUUUCUGGAGGCUGGUGUUUGAUUACAAUUGCUCAUCCGUGGUGAUGUUGAAUGAGAUGGACACUGCCCAGCUCUGUAUGCAGUACUGGCCAGAGAAGACUUCGGGGUGCUAUGGGCCCAUCCAGGUGGAGUUCGUCUCUGCAGACAUUGACGAGGACAUCAUACACAGGAUAUUCCGCAUCUGCAACAUGGCUCGGCCACAGGAUGGGUAUCGUAUAGUCCAGCACCUUCAGUACAUCGGCUGGCCUGCCUACCGGGACACGCCGCCCUCCAAGCGUUCCUUGCUCAAAGUGGUCCGAAGACUGGAGAAGUGGCAGGAGCAGUAUGAUGGAAGGGAGGGACGCACCGUGGUCCACUGUCUAAAUGGAGGAGGCCGCAGCGGAACAUUCUGUGCCAUCUGCAGUGUGUGUGAGAUGAUCCAGCAGCAAAACAUCAUUGAUGUGUUCCACAUCGUGAAAACGCUUCGCAACAACAAAUCCAACAUGGUGGAGACCCUGGAACAGUAUAAAUUUGUAUAUGAAGUGGCCCUGGAAUAUUUAAGCUCCUUUUAGUCCAGUGGGAUGGGGAACCUGCCAGAAUCCAGAGGCUGCUGCGGCUGACCCCUCCCUCCCUUUUCUACGAAUGGCAGUGACUGGGCUCUGGGGCUCAGAGGUGGAACCCAUGCCCAACUCCGAGGAGCAGACUGGCAGUCCCAUGUUCUGAAGUGGGCUCUGCGCCUCCUAAGAGGUCUCCUGUAGCUGUGAGAGAUGCUACUGUGACAGGACCCAGGCUUCCCUUCCACACCUGACCAGACUCGGGCCUAUGCAGAAGUGCACCCACAAGGAAGGCCUUGAACUUCUGGUUCCCAGACCUCUUGCUUUUGUCCUUUCUGAGUUUGUGAAUCUCAUGGCAAGCUGAUGGUGCAGGUGCUGGACAGUGGGAGGCUGACCAGCUCCUCCAUUGCAGUCCUUCUCUUGGGAUUACUGGGGGAUGUGGGUUCUACUCCUCCAUGCUAUUUUGGGAAAAAAAAUGGUGUUAUGGAGGUCACAUGUCUAUUGUCUUCAGCAGUCUCUUUCAGGGACCUCUGACACCAGACACCUGCUAGUCUGGAUCAGUGUGACCUCUGGAUGUCCCCUAGACCUCAGCUCAGGCCCUCUCCAUCCUCACACUCAACCUGCAUGGGGCUUCGCCCACUAUUACCAUUAUGUACAACUCCUCCAGACAAGCCUUGAUCUCCUGUCAUCCACUGGCCAGCCAGCUGGGUGCACAGCACAUUUCAACAAAGGUUUUCUUGGCUUUGCUAUGGCUGUCAAUUGGGAAGAACCAUAGGGAACGUUUAUCCUCCUCCUCACCUUGUUAAAGGGGCCACCAUCCUGGAGCAGGGUUCUGGAUGACCUGUAUAGUGUAACCCCUGUAUCUCCUAGGUGGCACUUCCAAUGGGAAGGACCAACAUGAUAUGCUGUGAUUAUUUUCCCAAGUACAUGUGAAAAGAGACUUUUCUUUGAGGGUAUAAAUUCUUAUUCUCUUAUGUCAAAGAAAAAGGAAGGAUGGGCAUAGCUAGAAGACAAAUCUCUUGGGCCUUUAUUUUUCUGAAUCAUGUCUUUGAAAGGUCCCCCAGUGGGAUAGCAAAGCCACAGAAUAAGAGAAAGAGAGAGAGACAGGCUAGUCCAGAAGUGGGCUCCUGGUUGCUGGGGGAGUUAGAGCACCAGCUCCGCACAUGAUUCUCACCAAGCUUGAAUGCCUUCCUAAAGAAAUCCAGCUACCAUCUUGAAAAUGGCCCCGCCAUGUACUGAUUUAGAACACGCCAAGGGGGUUAGGCCUGAGGUUCUUCGUAUUGCCUAACAUAGAUAAGUGAAGGAAGUUCAGCAUCUCUGCAAACCAAGUGUCAUUCUUGGCACCUUCCAUGUGGCACAUACUAGAGCCCUUAACACCCAAGUAGGAAGUUGUUAUCAUGUCCAUUUUGCAAUUGAGGAAACCAAGGCUCCCUCCUUAUCAAUGAAAUUCUGAGUCUCCAAAAUGAGGACAAUGGUAAUUAAAUGUCCCUACCAUUUUCUCCAUCCGUUCUCAGCCAAACAAUUGUUUUACGGAAUAAAAACAAGGCUAGAAACUUCUGGGCAAACUCCACAAUUGGAAAUUUAAUGCUUUCUUUCUGAUGCCAGUUCUUCUGGGAAGCUCAGAAUUUCAGCUAUAUUUUAUUAACCCAUUCCCAGAUCCCCAGAAAAGCUAGUCUUACCUAAUUUCUUCAUUGGUUAAAAAAAAAAAAAAAAUUCUCAUACUCCCUCAGGCUAAAAGGGAGCCAGCCUGGAAGAUUCUCUCUACCUUGGUCUCUAACUGGUAUUUGGCCAAAAUAUCUGACAACCUCAGUAGUGGUAGCCUGGGAUCUAGAACAUUUUGUCUUGUGGGUUGGUCUAGCCCCAAGAAGUGUAGGAGAGGCAUAGAAUCCAAUAAGACCAAGGUUUUACCCUUCAGGCCUUGCCGCCUGUUAGGGAAGCUGAACCAUUUUACAACAGUAGAGGAAACUACAAGUGUUCCGUGACUCACCCUGCCUACAGCUUCCUAGGCAACAUCCAGUCUAGCUAAGUCUCCAAAAGAAGAAAAGUGAAAUUCGAGCCGAGGGAUCAGCAUACAGAGCAGCAAAGAGGUGUGAAAAGACAUCAGAGGGACAGAAGUGGGAGGCCAGCCCAGCUGGAAGGCAGCAAGUCAGGGCCAAUGGUAAGUGGUAAGCCAGAGCAGACAAGAGAUGCCCCAGGAGGGUACGGGCAUUGCCGUGCAGGCAACCAGCAGCCAGGGGAGCUUUGCAGUGAUGUGCUCAGCUUAGUACUAGAGAAGGCCUCCUCUGGACCAGCAGAGUUUCUGCUUUUCCUGUCAUCAGACACUGUGAAGACAAUUCUCUUAAAGCGUCUGCUUUAAAUAUGUUAUCUAUUUGUCUGUCUGCUCAUUAUUUUGUUGCUGGAACAAAAUAUGGAGUGGAUCAUGAGACUCAACUCCUGUGAGAAACCCAGGGUCUCUGCUUUACCACCGAGCAGGGUCAACAACCCUGGCCUCCAAGCUCACAAAGAACGGGACAUGAAAGGAGCCUGGGGAAUCGGUUUCUGCUGGCAUGAGCUUGGGCGCUGUCUGGAAGUCUAAGGACACCAGACUUGAUCAAGGAAGUCUGUUACUUUGGAGGUUCAAAGGAAGCAUCUCAAAGCAAAGGCAGGCAGAGGAACUCGAUGACUUACUCCUCUCCUUUGAUGAGCCUCUUCUCAGGUGUGUUUGAACAAGUCCCUGGGGCCCACUUCCCAUUGGGUCUGUCUGGCUUUCCCUGGCUGUAGCUUCCCACCACACAUGGUUGUUUCCAGCCUCGAGGAGCCUGUAGCAUGGCAAAUCAGCCUGCUCCAUGCUAUUUUCUGAUAUCUUUGCCCAUCCAGGCAGGGGAAAGGUGGAGGGAGGGCUACUUAACACAUAUCCUAGGAUUUAUUCUGCUCAGGAACGGGUGAAGUAGCUGCCAGAUUAAAAAAUGCCAGUAGCUCCUUUCAUUUCACAUGGUGGGAAUUGAUAGCAUGACUUCGGGGGAAAGGAAGCAUGUGAAAAUGCAGGCCAUGGUAGGGAAACCCAACAAAGGGCAGUUCAUCCCAUUUCCUCAUGCUCCAAUCAGCCUCUCAAGAAGGCAUGGAAGUGGACUGGUCUUGUACCAGUGUAUACACAAUGACAAUGGCUUACAGAUGGAGAUGACAUCUUUAAAUUUCCAUGUGGACAAUAUGCUGCACAGCUUAGAUGAAAUGAAUAGUGGUACUUGGGAAUUUAGACUUGACCCUUUGCCCAGGAAGUCCCCCCAAAGCAGAUUCCACCUUCCUAAGGCCUCUUUUGACCCCAACUUACUUACAGGGUACACUUUACUCUUUCAUGAGUGCCAAGGAGUACCCUUACUUAGCUAAGAUCUUCCUGUGCAUCUCCUAAAUAUGUGCUCUAUAUUGAGAAGGUACCAGGUAUUAAUGAGAGGCCAACAACUGUCUCCACCUGUAUGUGUUUAUGGAAUAGAUAGCCUCAAGGUGGAUCUCAGCUGCAUCCCAGCAUUGUGUCCCUUCAGCCUUAUUGGCGUGAAUACCGCGAAUUAGCCAGAGACUCCUAAGCCUUGAGGCAUCCACAGCAGGCUUUCAUCUAUGGAAAUAGAAGGGGGACAUUUGCUGUGGACUUGAGCAACGGCCCACCAUAGCUCAACCAUCCCGUGGAACCAGUGGACUCUGCUAGAGAAUCUCACAUGUGAGCUUACACUUCCAACAUUCCUGAGAAGGGUCUGUGAUUCUAGCCAUCAUUUUACUGGUGAGCAAAAAUAGCACCCACAGGGAGAAGUCAUUUGCCCACACAAGCCAUCCAGGACUUAAACUGUUCUUCUGAUCACAGAGAUAAUAUUCUCCCACCAUGGUGUCUCACAUUUUUCCAUAGGGUUACACAUAACAGCAAAGAAUAGAAUGAAAACAAUCACUCAUUAGUUCUUGGUAAACCCAAAGCAGACAAAAAAUAAGCUUCCAAUUACUGGAUAGCCUCAUGUUUUACUUUAACAAGUCAUGCAAUAUUUGAAUUCCAUUUCCUGAGUUACACUGAUUAGAUUUAAUAUGACUAUAUUUUUAAUGUGUCCUGUAUCUCAUGAGGCUGUUGAUUUGCUCAGUCUAUUCGGAUGGACUCUUUGAAACAAUAUGCUUAUCUGAAGCACUGUGUCUGGCCCUGAAGCUGCCUCCAGAAGUCCAUUCUAUACUCAAGUUUAAGGCAAGCUUGCCAUCCUCUGCUGUGGGAGUACCCUGGCCUCACCACUCCCGAGACUCAGGUUUAUUCCAGUGAGUUCUGGAAAGAACCCACUAGAACGAUGAAGACUUGGUCAUCUGGCAUGGUAAAGGGCAAGCCCACAAAACUCUGAAGGGCAAAGCGGGAAGCUGCAUGAUGUCUUACUCAGCAAACGCUUGAGCACUUGCUGGCUCCUGUGGUCUGGGUAGAGUCCUACGGAUGCUAAUGGGGGAAAAUCUGAGGAUUGCUUCACCAUGGAUGGGGUAAGACUGAAGUCCAGAAGACCUCUCACUUUACCUUGUCCAUAUUUAAGCUCUGGCAUCCUGCAGCAUAGAGCACCCUAGAGGAGCUACUACCAGGAAGUAUAGAUGAUUGUGUCAUUGUGCAUCACAAUGGGGAGCUGAGAGAAGAGAUCUCAGUCUGUGAUUUGAAUCCAAACUAUAUGAUAUUGUAUCAAAUGAUAGAUGGAAAAGGAACACAAUGAGAAAAGCCUCAAUUACAUUAGAAGUGGUUGAUGUGGAGGCUUUAGGUGGGGAAACAAGAAGGGAAAUUGGAACUUGACGUAUACUUGGAGCCCAGGAUGAUUUUAGGCUGUUGAGUAGACUGUUCUCUUCUAUGACCUCACAGGACAGAGAAUAGAUAGAACUUUCUAGACCCAUUGAGAGUAAGGGUGCUGCUUUGGAGCAAAUCUUGAAGGAAAGAUAAUCAUUUCCCACUAACCAGUCAUCUUUAUCCAGCACCCCUUUCUGUUUGCUAUGCUGGCUCACUAGUAUCUUCAUCAGAAUCUACAUUUCCUCAGUUCUGGAAUGAAGUCCUACAGACACACACAGAUGUCAGUGCAAGCAUCACAAGUGAGGCCCAGGGAGGAGCAUUCAGACACGUCUGCCAUUUCUGGAGCAGUGACUGCCCAGCCAGAUCUAGACACACUGAAGGACAUGACUGUUGCCCUAGCCUUCAACUGUCUGGGGACAGAAUAAUGAAAGCCAUCUUCCUUAGCCUGCUGCUAGCUGGCCAGGCAGACCAUCGACACUGAGCUGAAACAGAAGUGAUACCGUGAAUGACAUGGGUAGACUCAAGUCCUUAAGGCUAAGCAUGAACGUGAUGUUGAUCCUAAGACACAAAGUCAACACAUUAGACUGGGGCAAGAUUCCCAGGUUCAAGUUCCUAAUGCAGUGUAGGAUGUAUCCGAAGGCAAAACACAAAUGGUCAUGUCAUCUCAAAGCCCUGACUUGACUUUCCCAUCACCCAACCAGUGGGAUCCUCUCCUCAACUUCUGUCUAGCUCCAAAUCACAGCAUAGGGAAGCAGUAAAUCCAAGUAGUGGAGACCAGAUGAGCUCCUACCUUGUUCAUAUCCUGCCAUGCAAGUGCCCUGUUGAAGGCUGUCCAUGGAUACCUAUCUAGAAAUUAUAACAUGCAAAGCCUUGGUUUUACUUAGUAGAGAGCUGCCUUUUGAUAGUACAUUUUGUCGGAAUAGCAGGGAGAGAGGUUGGUGUUGAACUGUAGAUGACAGUGGUUUCAUCUCAGGAUCCUGAGAUCUGAUCCUCAGAAAUACAUUACAGGUGCGCACAUGAAUGGAUCAUUUUCUUAUGUAACCAAGGAUAGACUUCAACAUGAUGCCAGCUGUUCAACUACCUUGUAGAGAUCAAGAUGAUCUCUUGAGAGUAACCUGCCAUCCUCCAGAAGUGGGAGAAAAUAUAAAUAAAAAACAUGAAGUCUCCAAAGGAGACAUCAGUACUCACAAUGGUAGCCCUCAAGCCUGGUAUCCCCUCCAUCCAAGAGAUGAAUGGUUAUAUACUGGGGCUGACGUAGAGGAUAGGGAAGAGUCAACAUGGAACUGAAAAGAGCUUUGGAAGCUACAUGACCAUGGGUCUCCCUUGCCUGAGAGAUGCUCUAGGUAGUAGAGUGUGGACCCUUGUCCUUGAUUGAAAUGUCCAGAAAUGAAGGUCUGGGAGCCUUGAAGAUAGGGCAGUCAGAGCUCAGGUAACUAAUGUAAGUCAUUGUUCCUCAGUGAGCAGGACUUUUUGAAGAGUAAAAUGAAGUGUUAAGUCACAAAGUUGAGUCCCUUAUAAGUAGUCCAGUGCCCUUUGGCUUGUGAGUACAAAUUAACAGACUCUCUAAUGUUCAAACAAAAUCUCAGUGCCCACCUUGUCCCAGUUCCUAAUAUUAAUGAUGCAAGGUAUCCUUUGGAUCAAAGUUCAUAUGGUUUUCUGAAGGUUUUGAGGAUAGCAUAGUUUCAUCCUAGUUAAAAUCAAGGUCCUGAAGGGACAGGUACCCAAAACAUAUAUAGGGCUACAGAUCAUUGAACAUAGUCAAGCACAGUUUACAAGUGUUCUAUGAGUGGAGUUUGGACCAGUGAUAAAACCGUAGCUUUAAGAAAAGAGCCUGUUUACUGCCGGAGUGGAUACCUUCCCAGCUCAGACACUCCUCCGCAGUAUCCAGAUGCCACUUGAGAAGGUCAUUAGGUCACUUCCACCCUAGGGAUGGGUGAGAUCAUGCAGAGCAGGUAUCAUGUUUGAGCCCAUACUUGCAAAACAUAGACCUAAGUAGGUCAUGAUUUUUUUUUGCAAGUAGAAGUCUCCUGAUCUCCUACCCAAGUCUUCCCACACCAGUAGUCAAGAUGCUCUUGGCUGUAUAUCCUGGCCUCAUCUGGGCUGGCUAUCACCAAACACCAGAAGGGAGGAAGCAGCUGCUUUGCCAUAGAUUUGAUGCCUACUGACAUCUCUGAAGAGGGCAACCAUGUCCAGACCCACUGGCUAUCAGGGUGCUCAGUGACAGAACCAAUGAAGGUCCAGGUAGCAGCCAGAACAGGGCUUCAUGACCAUGCACAUUAUCUACAAAGGCAAAUUCCACCCCCCACACCCCACUCAAGACCUGUUGGAGAAGACUUCAAAAGCACAGUGAACUCAGAUAGCACCUGAUUGAAAUAAUUCCUGGUGCAUACAUUUCAUCACCAGGUGGCUCUCAGGUUAGCCCAGGUUAAUCCAUACUGGUAAUUAGACUCAAAGUCAUUUCUUUUCACUCCACACAUCCCGGUGGUCAAUCAGAAGUACAGUCAAAGCCCUUACUGUUGCCUUGGUUACUGGGUAUCUGCAUAGCUCUCUAAGAAGCUAUCAUGAGGUUCCCACUGCAUUCCAGUGAGGUUGACACUUUCAUAUCCAUAGGGCACAUGAUAUUGCAUGAGACCAAAGUCUCCACACUAUUUGCAGCCUCCUCCACAAAUCCCAAUGGCCUGCUCUUGUACAGUUUGGGUGUUUGAUAGAUAAAGCACGUAUGAGAAGAGAAAACAAAAUAAAUCAACUUCAAAAAAAAGCCAGCACUGUGCUGUUGAUGUUCUUUUUUUUUCUUUCAUUUUUCUUUCCAAUUUUAGCUUAAAAAAGCAGAAGGUAAAUAAUGUCAGGUCAAUGAAUAUCAGAUAUAUUUUUUGACUGUACAUUACAGUGAAGUGUAAUCUUUUUACACCUGCAAGUCCAUCUUAUUUAUUCUUGUAAAUGUUCCCUGACAAUGUUUGUAAUAUGGCUGUGUUUAAAAAAAUCUAUACAAUAAAGCUGUGACCCUGAGAUUCAUGUUUUCCUAA